Molecule: messenger RNA, 1272 nt
Organism: Malus domestica (apple)
Lineage: Eukaryota; Viridiplantae; Streptophyta; Magnoliopsida; Rosales; Rosaceae
Source: RefSeq, a predicted model, not a curated record
UUUUUCAUUGUCUUUUGGUCAUUCAUGGCUACAUGUGUGAUGAUGAAGAACUCAAUUUUCUUGAUCAUUUUUGCAUGCUUGUGGACUUGUCAUGAUGCAAGGGACACAUUGGCACCGGGGGACACUCUUGAUUCCUCGAGUUCCUUAGAAUCUGCAUCGGCAAAGUUCACCUUGUCUUUCGUUGAUCAACGGAAUUCCAACUUCAAAUAUUUAGCCAUCCGUCGCAAUAAAUACAACCCAAACAAAGCUUGGAUUGGCAACAGAAACAGACCUAUUUCAUCAUCUUCAUCUCCACUUCUUACCUUGGAUUCUAAUUACACAUUGAAGAUUACUCAAACGGGUGAAGACCCAAUUGUCAUUUGCUCUGCUCCACAAACUAGUAAUAGUACUAGUAGCGGUGUUGUGGCUACCCUUUUGGAUUCCGGCAAUCUUGAAUUACAAGAAAUGAAUGGAUCGAGGGUUUUUUGGCAAAGUUUUGAUUAUCCAGGAGACACAUUUUUACCGGGUAUGAAGUUAGGUGUCAACCAUAGUGAUGGCCACAUCUGGUCACUUGUAUCAUAUGUAGAUACCUACAACCCGGCUCUGGGGCCUUUCAGUCUUGUUUGGGACCCGAAUGAACAUGAACUAAAAAUCAAUAAAAGCGGGGUGGUUUAUUGGACUAGUGGAGUCUUGAGAUCAGAUGGAACAUUUGAAUUUAUUUUGCCUAAUGUGUCCAAGCAGAGGUACAAUUUUAGCAUUGUAUCUAACGAAAAUUAUGGCUACCUCACUUACACUGCUGUAGGUGAUCAGAGUCUUCAACCAGAAUGGGUGCUAUACAGCAGUGGGAUACUUCAGGAAUAUGAAGGACAGAUGAAUAUUGUACAAGCACAGAACUGUGAUGGCUAUGACACCGAUGGAGGGUGCGUCCGAAGGUUCCAAUCAACGAAAUCCUCUGGCACAAAAAUUGAUAAAUGGGUUUGGAUUGGCACUUCUAUAGCUGCUGCUCUAGUGCUUUGCACCGCGUACUAUCUACUCCGACGAAGAAGAUCAGCCCUUCCAUCAGCUGGUGAGAACCGGACAGAGAUUGAGAACGAAAUGCUUAUCUUCAUGAAAUCUAAUUGACCUACUGAUGAUGUUAAUGGUCUCCGAAAUGAUGGAAAUAUAGGACAUCAUGAUUUAAGCGUUUUUAGCUAUUCAUCCAUCUUGGCUGCCACAAGCAACUUUGCUGAAGAAAACAAGCUAGGAGAAGGAGGGUUUGGACCGGUUUAUAAGGGGAAAUUGGCGAUGGGACAA